AUGAUGCGCGUUCCUCGUCAACCCUUCUCCACUGCCGCCCGAAUCCACCCCAACAUCGUCCCCCAUCUUCGUCCCCAAAGGAGAAUGCGCCCAGGCUGGGUCAAGUCCGUAGCGGCUGUCGUCGUCGUCGGCUACGGUGUCAAGACAUAUCUUGACAUGGCCCAGAACCGACGCCGGGCCCAGAUGGAAUACAUGGAGCGCGAGGCUGCCACUCGCAAGCAGCGCAACGAGAUGCUCAUGGACAUGUACGGUGACCGAUCCAGCCUCGACGAGCUGGAGAAGGCCAUCGAAUUCUACGAGAAGCGAUAA
Ilyonectria robusta is the source of this 309-nucleotide messenger RNA. RefSeq lists its product as uncharacterized. Lineage: Eukaryota; Fungi; Ascomycota; Sordariomycetes; Hypocreales; Nectriaceae. The transcript is spliced from 2 exons. The record is from RefSeq and is a predicted model, not a curated record. The coding region runs from base 1 to 309 and encodes 102 amino acids.